Molecule: messenger RNA, 1607 nt
Organism: Ruditapes philippinarum (Manila clam)
Lineage: Eukaryota; Metazoa; Mollusca; Bivalvia; Venerida; Veneridae
Exons: 9
Coding region: 66-1607 (513 amino acids)
Biological process (GO): proteolysis
Molecular function (GO): serine-type endopeptidase activity
Source: RefSeq, a predicted model, not a curated record
AUAUAGUGACUACUCAGAUAUCUGUAUAAUUUUCAUUUAUUUGUUUGCGUAGCAGCAAAUACACAAUGGAUGUCUUGAAAAUAUUUUUUCUUGUAAUGCUAUGGCAAGUGGACAGGGUAGAUGCGCAGGAGAUACUCAGUGAGAGAAAAAACACUUUGAGGUCGAUAGAAGAAUUGAUAGUGUAUAUAAAACUUGGGAAGGAUGAGGUUUGUGCUGGUGUACAAAUGUCUGACGCUUGGGUUCUCACUCUUGCUGACUGUAUCGAUACUAAAAUCAAGCUUGGAAAGUACAGUAUAACAUACCAAGAUGGUUCAAAACAGGUCAUUGCCGAAGACAGGGACUCCGUUGGCGAAGAAUUCGUUCUCCUUCGGAUAAAGCCAACUAAAGAAACAAAAACUAAAUUUGCAAAACUUUCGAACUUAAUGUUACCCUCACCCGACUACGAUUAUCGGGUCUACAGUAAGGACGAGUCAGAUAAAGUAACUGCAAAUGAUGUUGUUUUUGUCAGAGGCAUUCAAUGUGUGAAGAAAGGCAUUGAAGGCAAUUUUGGAGAGACACACAAAUGCCUUAGAGUCAACAUUGCCAAAACUACUAAGUGUUUCCCAGGAAACCCAAUAUUUGGAUCGAAGGAAAACAAAGUCAUGUUGCAAGGACUGACAGUAGCAUCAUCAGAUUCCUGCUCAUCAUCGCUUUAUUCAUAUGCGGUCAUAAAACCGCAAGUGAGCUGGAUAAACACGGUCAUUUUGGAUUGUGGCUCAGUCGAAAACAUUCAAAAUGGAAAGAUUAUUGUUGACAAAAAAUCAAAAACGUCCGUUGGAGCUACUGCGACUAUUAAAUGCGAUAAUGGUUAUCUAGCAAGUCGGCAGAAAAUUUUCUGUCUGAAUACCGGUAAAUGGCAAAAAUCCAUUUGCGAAAUAAAAGACUGUGGUCGUGUUAAAAAAAUUGUACACGGAACAGUUGUCCUUGACAAAACAAAAACGUCGACAUAUGGAGCAACAGCGACUGUAAAAUGUAGUCCUGGUUAUAGACCAAAUCAAGAGAAAAUAGUUUGUUUAGAUACCGGGAAAUGGGAACCAGCACGAUGCAAAAUAAAAGGUAUGCCGAAGUCUCGAGCUGAGGUUCAGAAAGCGUAUAGGCAAAGGCUUAAAGAGAAAAAUAACGAUUUAUAUUUGGCAAAAGAACGCUUGCGGAGGAAACAGUCAUACACACCAAGCCAUCUUUUAUCAAACAAAGAGAGGGAUGCACGUAACAAAAAAAAUAGAGAUUAUCUGAAAGUUUUUCGUAACAAAGAAAGACAGGCUGAAGAGCUUGCACGAAAUCAACAUGAGCAACAACCAGCAACACCAGGCACAAGCGGGUACGAGAGUGGACAGAGUAAUUCGCGGCUUGUGGUCAACAUGAACUUCCCUAAUCGGAGAAAUGGACCAAGGAUGCGGAUUUCAAAGGAGUUGAAGCGGGCGAAAAAAGAGCUUGAUAAGAUGAGAGAAAACUAUGAGACGUUGAACAGAAAAUAUAGAUCAACAAUGAGAUCGAUGCAAAGGCUAAAGAGAAAAGCAGAAGCCAGCCCAAACACGCCAAGGUCAAAGGCGGCACGAAUGUUGAAAUAG